Molecule: messenger RNA, 372 nt
Organism: Linnemannia hyalina
Lineage: Eukaryota; Fungi; Mortierellomycota; Mortierellomycetes; Mortierellales; Mortierellaceae
Source: the annotation of a GenBank genome assembly
AUGGUCUCCAACGGCAAAGGACCGUCGAAGGCGGUAUCUGCGGACAUCCGCCAAGUCAAGUGCCAAAUCUGUAUGGGGCAACACGACCCGUAUCCGGCCCGGUUCUCCAGGGUUAGAGGUGGCCAUUUCAUGGCUGUCCCCAAGUAUCUUGUCGAGAUUCCUCAUAAGGAUCUUCUGACGCAGAUCGCCGCCACUUUCCCUAGGAUGACCUCGUUCAUCGACUGGGAGAGGAAUGAUUAUCACUUCAGCUUCGCCUCGGACGAGGUCCUCAAGAAGGCUCUCGACACCCCACUGGUGGUGAACGGCUUUAUUGUUCCUACCUUUGAGGCCCCUUACAUCCCAUGGCCGUGUCAACGUAGAGAUAAUGAAUAA